Abrus precatorius (Indian licorice) is the source of this 2126-nucleotide messenger RNA. RefSeq names its product protein NUCLEAR FUSION DEFECTIVE 4-like. The record is from RefSeq and is a predicted model, not a curated record. The transcript has 2 exons. Gene Ontology annotation, cellular component: membrane. Bases 184 to 1806 code for a protein of 540 amino acids. Gene Ontology annotation, biological process: transmembrane transport. Lineage: Eukaryota; Viridiplantae; Streptophyta; Magnoliopsida; Fabales; Fabaceae. Gene Ontology annotation, molecular function: transmembrane transporter activity.
UAAAUAUCUUUGUACUAGUGCCUUCCAACUAGGUGGCAAAAGAACAGUGUGCACGCCCAGGUGUCAUCACUGGGUAGAACUUAAAACAAAAGAAAUACACCGGAAGGCAAAGCUCAGUUCAACUGAUGAAGAAGGAACCCCAAGAAGAAACCCCAUCCUAGAAAUUGAGGUACCCGACAUCAAAUGGAGUUUGCAAACUUGAAUUUGUAUCUGAACUCAAAGUGGUUAUCGGUAGUGGCGAGCAUAUGGAUUCAGUGCACCAGCGGAUCACUCUAUACUUUCUCCAUCUACUCUCAAACUCUCAAGUCAACGCAGCACUACGAUCAAUCAACGCUCGACGUCGUUUCUGUUUCCAAAGACAUCGGAGCUAACGUUGGGGUCCUCUCUGGCCUUAUAUACGAUUUCUUCGCCCGAAGAACCACUGCUGGGCCUUGGCUCGUCCAUUUCUUGGGCUUGGUCCAAUGCUUCUUGGGCUAUUUCCUCAUGUGGGCCGCCGUCGCCGGGCUCUUUCCGCCGCUGCCCGUGCCUCUCAUGUGCCUCUUCAUGUUCGUGGCGGCUCAUGCUCAGAGCUACUUUAACACUUCCAACGUUGUCACCGGCGUACAUAAUUUCCCUAAUUACAGCGGAACCAUCGUCGGCAUUAUGAAGGGAUUUCUUGGUCUCAGUGGAGCAAUAUUAAUUUUAGUGUAUCGGACAAUAUUCAACAACAAGCCUACGUUGUAUCUUCUGAUGCUUGCACUCUUACCACCAAUAAACACUUUGCUGCUUAUGUGGUUUGUAAGAAUCCAUAAAACUCGUGGGGGAGAAGAAAGGAAGUACCUGAAUGUGUUUUCUUUGAUGGCUUUGGUUAUUGCUGCAUAUCUUAUGGUUGUUAUAAUUCUAGAGAACGUUGUUGGUCUGCAAUCAUUUGUCCGCAUUUUUGUAUUUGCUGUGCUCAUGGUGUUGCUUGCCUCACUUUUUGGCAUGGCAUUUAAAGCACAAGAAAGAAACUCCAGUGGAACUUCGGAAAAUUUUCUCGACGAGCAGUCCCAACUAAUUGCGGAGUCAGGCCCUGAGAAGGUGGAUGCAAGGGAAGAUUCUUCCGACUACCCUUUUCCUGAUUCUAACAAUCAAAGGACUAGUUUGCAACAAGGAGAAAACCUGAACCUUAUCCAAGCAGUGCAAACUGUGAACUUCUGGGUUUUGUUUAUUUCUAUGGCAUUUGGUAUGGGAUCAGGCCUUGCAACAGUUAAUAAUUUGGGCCAAAUAGGGGAAUCCCUUGGUUAUUCCAGCCAUGAGACAGGUUCCUUGGUUUCUUUGUGGAGCAUUUGGAAUUUUCUUGGCCGUUUUGGAGCUGGUUAUGUUUCAGAUUAUUUUUUACACACAAGAGGAUGGGCAAGACCAUUGUUUAUGGUUAACACUUUAAUGAUCAUGAGCAUUGGUCAUGUGGUGAUUGCUUCUGGACUUCCUGGUGCUCUAUAUGGUGGUUCAAUAUUGGUGGGCAUUUGUUAUGGCUCUCAGUGGUCCCUAAUGCCCACAAUCACUUCUGAGAUAUUUGGUGUGGGACAUAUGGGCAGCAUAUUCAACACCAUUACCAUAGCAAAUCCAGUGGGAUCUUAUAUAUUCUCUGUAAGAGUAGUUGGGUACAUAUAUGACAAAGAAGCAUCAGAAGGAAAUACAUGCAUUGGAACUCAUUGUUUUAUGCUUUCUUUUCUCAUAAUGGCAUCUGCCACUUUUCUGGGUUCUGUGACAGCUUUAUGUUUGUUUUUGCGGACAAAAAACUUUUAUGAUCAGAUUAUACGGAGAAGAAUUCAAAAUGUUCGGUGAUGGAAUAAAAAGAUCAGGCUGUAGUAUACUGUGAAGGAAUAAUGAAUUUCUUGGGUUCAGUGACUUAAAGGUAAUAAUGUCUGCCUUUCGUUCACUUCGUGUGUGGGUACAUGAAUGUAAUUACUCUCUUUGAUUCUUGUUACACUACAAUUUGCUGUAGAUAUAUGUGGAUUAUCCUCUCCAACACAAUGUAAAUGUGAUUAAUUUUUGCAGUCAGUGUGAGAAAAUCUUUAUUUUGUUGUGUUUACUGCUCGCAGUAGUCUUGGUACUGUUUCAAAUUUUCCAUGUCUAACAUGUUUCUACAUCCUGAAGAUAUUUAU